AUGGCAGCCUGUGGACGCGAGCCAGCGGCCCUGUCGGAUCAGGCAGGUUCUGACACCCCACUUCCCUUCACCACGCGCGCUUCCACGCGCUCUAUCGCUACGGCCGGCUCAGAACUUUCUGCGUCGCUGUUCAAGGCGCCGCCCUCGGCUCUUAAGCAGCGACCUGCUCUCACCUCCGGUCCGACUGUGCCGGGCUCCAUCACAGCUCCAGUCACCUCCUCCAACCCCGUCACGUCCACGACCACUACCUCCUCCUCCUCGCGCAAGCCUGCAAAGUCCCGCAAGGCAAUCACUUCAGCUCCCAAGACUCGACCUGCUUUCGUCCUCAAACUAUGGACAAUGGUAAACGAUCCUGUCAAUGCGGCCCACAUCUCCUGGAUGCCCGACGGCACCAGCUUCCAGGUCGUUGGCCGUGAGCAGUUCGAGCGUACAGUCCUACCCAGAUACUUCAAGCAUUCAAAUUUCUCCUCCUUUGUCCGUCAGCUCAACAUGUACGGCUGGCACAAGGUCCAGGACGUGACCGCCGGCGCUAUGCACUCGGGCGAGGAAACCUGGCAGUUCCAUUCUCCCAACUUCAUCCGCGGCAGAGAAGACCUGCUCGACAACAUUGUUCGUAACAGGGGGUCCAAGGGUUCCGAGGACGAGGACGAGCCCGAUUUGCACCAGCUACUUGAGGAGGUCGAAAUCAUUCGGCAAUCUCAGCAAGCAGUAGCCGAGCAGCUCAAGCAGAUUAAGCAAGACAACGAGCUUUUGUGGCGGGAGUCCUACCAGACUCGCGAGCGACACCAGUCGUUUUCCGAGACCCUUGAGAAGAUUCUUCGGUUUUUGGCUUCCGUCUACGGCAAUCCUUCAAAGAUCCUUGGCGACAGCGCUGCAAGCACUACCACCAUCGUCCCGGUCGGCAGUCCCGUGCCUUCAAACCGAAAUCGUCUGAUGCUCCGCGACGUCGCCGAACCUCACAUCCUCGAACUCUCUGCGGAUUCUCCCACCGUUUCCAAGAGCCCGAUGCAGAGCUCGACGCCGUUUGUCACUCCCGCCCCCAGCACCUCGCAAUCCUCCACCUCUGUCCCUUACAACGCCCCUACUCCCAACUCUGCGCGCACAAUGAUUGAGCAGUCUGAUUUUCUUGAUAUGAUUCCUAUGGAAAACCGAACUCCUGCCACGGGCGCGAACGGCCGCUCGUUCUUCCCUGACUUGCUUGCCUCGACCCCUAUCUCUGGACCUGCUAUGUCUCCUGCUCUCUCUGCCAUCUCGGACGGCGCCCGGCAACUCGUCAACAAUCUCGGCCCUCGAUCCCCACCCGUCAGUAUGUCAAAAAUCGUCAACAAUUCCAACUCUCUCGACGACCUGCAGACCGAGCUUGAUCUGCAAGGCCAGUCGCUCGAUCAAGUGCAAGAGUGGAUCUCAAAGAACCUAUCGACCUACGACAACAACAACGGAAUAUCUCAGAGCAGCCCCGACGACUCGCCUAUUGGAUCCAACAGCACUUCGAACGAACCCACUCCGUCUAUGCAACAUUUGGAAGAACUUCCUGCCCCGGUCGGCAUCGCCAACGGCGGAGGCUUCGACGUCGGUGAUUUCUUGGCCAGCCCGGGUCCUACUUCAUUCUACAACGACGACGAUCUCGCCGCGCAGUAUCCAGACGACUUGAUGAAGCCCGAUCUCGCUACUGUCCAUGAACUUCCCGCCGAAGACGGAGUGCAGGCGAAACGGCGCCGGCUUUCUCGUCGGAGGUAGACGGAUGUGAUAUGCAAUGAAUUGGUGGUAUAGAGGAAAUUAUUACUUUUGCGGCGUUUAUGUGACAGGAAAUCGAUGAAAGAUGGCUCGGACAAAACCAAUCUCAUACUCUUUGUAAUAUGCUUUUUUUAUUCUAUUGAUAAUAACUACUAGUAAUGGACGGAAUAAUUGGCAAUUAAUGUAGAUUUAAUAGAUAAGAGCGCAGUUUCCAAAUAGAUUAGCUAGUCCCGAUCG
Messenger RNA from Myxozyma melibiosi, 1971 nucleotides. RefSeq lists its product as uncharacterized. Gene Ontology annotation, molecular function: sequence-specific DNA binding; DNA-binding transcription factor activity. The transcript has 2 exons. NCBI's taxonomy places the organism in Eukaryota, Fungi, Ascomycota, Lipomycetes, Lipomycetales, Lipomycetaceae. The coding region runs from base 1 to 1737 and encodes 578 amino acids. Gene Ontology annotation, biological process: regulation of DNA-templated transcription. The record is from RefSeq and is a predicted model, not a curated record.